This is a messenger RNA of Seminavis robusta, 828 nucleotides long. NCBI's taxonomy places the organism in Eukaryota, Bacillariophyta, Bacillariophyceae, Naviculales, Naviculaceae. The record is from the annotation of a GenBank genome assembly.
AUGUCACGAGCCUGGUAUCUACCAGGAGUUGUUCCGAAACUUUGGGGAUCCUUUGUUUCCUCUGGUGGGAAGCGUCAAGUCCAAGUGUGGAAGACACCAUGUGCCGUAACCAAAGCUGGAAAGGAAGCCAGCAAUCCCAUGGCCUGUACUGCGCUCAUCAAUCCAGCCAAUCCACAACUCUCGGGAGUGUCCAAAUUUCCAUACUUUCCUCGCGGUGGGCCCGUCCCCAAAGAGUACCCCAAAAAGGACAGCCACCACAUCAUGGGAUACGUUACUCAAUGGGGUGGCAUGGAAGUUGGUGAUGGCAUGUUGUUUGCGGCCAAUGUCGUAGAUGGCAUGGUACACCAGUUGGGUGGGUGGAGGUUGGCCGUGGAAUGUCGGCUCUUGCCCAUUGUCGGCAGCAACCCGGAUACCAACGAGGAAGAACGGUGUCCAGUGGGACAGGCCAUUGUUACAGGUCCUGGUGGGGCUGACCUACAAAAGCACUUUGAUUAUGUUGUGCAUACAGUACCGCCAUUCUACCGACAUCAUCCAGAGCCUGAACAGCAUUUGAUGCAGUGCUACAGGAAUUCGCUGAGACUGGCGUUUGAAAGGGCAUCCAAAGUGGCAUGCCCGUUGCUAGGUGCAGGAGCGAGAGGAUUUCCAUUGGAUUUAGCGCUUGAGAUCGCUGGUCAAGCCAGCCUUGAAUGGAGAGAUCACUCCUCAGAUCACAAAGAAAAACAGUCAUUGUCAUUUGCAAUUCCCGAUCCGGAGAUUGCAGAUCAGCUUUGCAAGGCAAUAGAAGAUGCUAGCGACGAUCAAUCUCGUAGAUUACUUGACAAUCAAUAG